Dioszegia hungarica is the source of this 816-nucleotide messenger RNA. RefSeq lists its product as uncharacterized. The transcript has a single exon. The record is from RefSeq and is a predicted model, not a curated record. Lineage: Eukaryota; Fungi; Basidiomycota; Tremellomycetes; Tremellales; Bulleribasidiaceae. Bases 1 to 816 code for a protein of 271 amino acids.
AUGCAUGUCAUAAUCAUCAAGCCGUUGAAAUGGGACGGACGGGGGAUGGGUGAAUGGACAGGAAGGGAACGAAAUGCAGACGAUGCGCUCAUUGGUGACCCGCCAUCGUGCUCCCCACCGUGUGCUUGCUGGCCUGAUCCUGAGCCCACUUUGCGACCAGAAGGGCCGGCACCAGCUGGUGCCUUUUUGGAUCCUUCGCCUUGCUGCCGGUCCGAGUGUACAAGAUUCGGUCAUCCGGACCGAUCUCGUCUGACUCGGGACAGACGGGAUGGAGGGUUGUCUCGACCAACGCCUUGCUCGUGGCGUCAGGGUCCUUGUAGUCCGUCCGGUAAGUGUGCGGGUAUGGGAACUUCGAUAGGAUCUCCUGCCGGAUCUCGUCUGGAACCUUGCUGGCCUCCGCGUGAAGAGAACUGGUUGCCCCAUGCGUAUCCCACACCACUUGUGUCACGUCGCUCUCGGGGAAUUCCUCCUCGGUGCAGGCAGGAUGGAAAACCGUUCCGCCCCGCCUCGAGUGAAUUUGUCCGACUCAUUCUUCGACUCAUUUUUCGACUCAUUCUCCGACUCAUUCUCCGACUCAUUCUCCGACUCAAGGAAGAUACUGGUGUCCUCGCAUCCGGUGGCAUCGCACGUCCGGUCGCCCAUGUUGACGGACAGGGCGUACCACUCAAGCUUUCCGGUGCCCGGAUCAAUGACGGACACUUGGAGCGGGACCGUUUGGUAGUACCCAAGGUCAGACUUGGACGCGAGGGGGAUCUCCUUGGAGUAGGGGUAAAUGAUGGUAUACGGCGUCACCAUGUUGUCUGCAGAUUCCGGUAG